Haliotis rufescens (red abalone) is the source of this 2696-nucleotide messenger RNA. RefSeq names its product deleted in malignant brain tumors 1 protein-like. Gene Ontology annotation, cellular component: membrane. The record is from RefSeq and is a predicted model, not a curated record. The transcript is spliced from 16 exons. NCBI's taxonomy places the organism in Eukaryota, Metazoa, Mollusca, Gastropoda, Lepetellida, Haliotidae. Bases 73 to 2646 code for a protein of 857 amino acids.
CGCGAACAAAACCAUAGAUAAGACUAAGCCUUCCUAGGCGAUAAUGAUAAAGAUUAUAACGACAAUUCAAUAAUGAUCCGAAAGUUUUGCCUCGGUUUGGUGGGUUGUCUCUUGGCAAGCGGCCUGCUUGUGUUUCUGGUAGUACGGCAGAGCAGAGAACAGAGCCUCAACAGAGCCUCAAGACAGACCAGUGUUGGACUUGGAAGCCCGUCAGGCCCGUCAGCUGAGCUGGUGAGCGGCUCCUACCAAUGGGAAGGUCGGGUUUUCAUCAGGGGUCCCAGUGGUAAAUAUGGCGCCCUGUGCAGUUCGUACGUCACCUCAAAGGAUCUCGACGUGGUCUGCAGGAGCAUCUUUCCUAAUGAGGAAGUCAAGGGUUACAGCAGUCCAGUGACAGCCUUUGGUGGGAGUUUAGAAAAUAACGUCAUGGCCAACUCUCCCCGUUGCUUUGGGACCGAGACUGACAUCCUGCAAUGUCCAGGGGGUGUUAUCACCUGGGUUGAUAAAUCUGUCUGCGUCCGGGGGCAAGCCGCGGUCAACUGCCAAGCCAACACCCCUAUGCGGCUGACGGGUGGCACUUCACUCUACGCGGGGAGACUUGAGGUGUUCUCCAACUCCACGUGGGGCUCCGUGUGUAAUGUCGGCUUCACCAUUCUGGAUGCGCGAGUCGUUUGUGAUAAGCUGGGAUACUGGCAUUCCGGUGCUGUUGUGGCAUCGGCAGCGUCGUAUGGGACGGGGACAGGACCAGUGCACAUGGAGAACGUGACGUGCAGGGGGACUGAGCCGGACCUGGCGUUCUGCUCCUUUGACGACGACACGACCUGCAACCACACAAGUGACGUCGCCAUCAGCUGUCAGCCCGCACUGUUGGCUGCCGGGUACGUGCGUCUGACGGACGGGGUACAGCCAUGGCAGGGACGGGUGGAGCUGUACAGCGUCUUCCGUCACGCCUGGACCCCGGUCUGCAGCAACAGCUGGACAACCACCAACUCGAAAGUCACAUGUACCAACCUUGGAUACAAGUACGGCGGAGCGGUGAUGAGUGCGAUGCCCGAGGGAAGUACACGUGUUCUCCUGAACCGCCUGACGUGUCACGGCAACGAGACGAACCUGGCCCAGUGCCUGGGCUACUGGAUGAGACACAGUUAUGACUGUGGCGCGUUCCCCCCCACCACUGCUGCUCUAGACUGCUCAGGAGGCAUCAAAGUCCAGCUGACGGGUGGCACGAAGCCUCUGGGGGGUCUUGUGGAGGUCCUUCAGUCUGGAACCUGGGCGACUGUUGACAACAAGUCCGUGCAGACUGAAGAAGCCUCGGCCCUCUGUGCUUCUGUUGGAUAUCAGAACACAAAGCCGCAGGUGUUACCUGGCAACACGUUCGGGAGGGGCACCAACAGUACCAUCUCGACUUUAGUGUGCUCGGGUGCCAGGCAACACAUAUCCCAGUGCACCAUCUCUGCUCCGGUCGUCAACACUAAGUCCAUCCAUGCUGCUAUCCGAUGUUUCACUUGUGGCGACACCUACAGAUCGGACUCAGGCAGCAUCCCCUCUCCCGGGUACCCAGGCAGCGCCUCUAACAACAUUGACUGUCUGUACCACAUCAGCCCACAGGGUUCCGCCAAGCGCUACAAGCUGUGGUUUACUAAUUUCAGACUGUCGGCUAAUGACCUGGUUGAGAUCAAGGAGGACCCCCUGUCAGCGCCUCUUGCCGUCUACAAAGGCGGCGCCACGCCAGGAGAACACCUCUUCAACAAGGACGUUUACAUUAGGUUCAGAUCGCAGUGUUGUGGCUCAAGGAUGUUUUACGUAAGAUGGGAAGCUGUCACCAUAGAGAGUACGGUGUCCUUGACCUGCACCGACGCCGCCAUGGACAUUAAAGUCAACAUCACGCAGCUAAGAUGGCUGUACCCGGACACAAAUCCCGCCUACAUCUCGCUGGUUAACGAGGGUUGCACGGGAUCUUAUGCUGGAGACACGUGGAGCAUCAAUAACCCCCACUCUCAGUGCUACACUAAUAGGGCGAUCGACCCGACGUACGUCACGUACCGCAACGCCCUAAUCUACAAGGAAAUUGGUAGUGGUCCAAUCGUCAGAGAGCACCGCUGGAGAGUGGAUAUGGAGUGCGCCUUUAUCAGGGAGAGGAAGAUAAACCAGCAGUACAGUGUCAAAAACGAGUUCAACUACUUCCGGAAUCUGUCAUCCGACUACUCAGCCGAAAUCCACCUGUACAACGACUCCACGCUUCGUAACGAGAUGAGCUUUGAUCCAAUCAGAGCAAAGCUCGGAGAUGACCUUUAUGUCAAGGUCAACCUAAAGGGCAACUGGAACGUCUCAAUGAGGAUACAGAGCUGUGUUGGCAAGCCAGAUCCCAACUCCACCAUAUCAUACGCUUUGGUGCGAAACGGGUGCUCGUCUGACAAGGAAACCCACGUAGUGUACGAGAACCCUACCACCACACUGUUCCACUUCAAGGCAUUCGAGUUCUACGCAGGGUACAGCACGGUCUAUCUCUCUUGUGACGUCAAGUUCUGUACUCCAGGGGACGCCACGUCCGCGUGCAACUGGAAGUGCAACACUCUGCUCAGGAAACGCCACAUCUCCAACCUGAAGGGCACAGACUACACUGUAACAAAACGUCUUCAGAUUGUAUGAAGUUAGCUCUCAUUAUGUCAACAUAUGAAAUAAAGAUAGCAUGAAAGUUA